Molecule: messenger RNA, 1556 nt
Organism: Phlebotomus argentipes
Lineage: Eukaryota; Metazoa; Arthropoda; Insecta; Diptera; Psychodidae
Product: nuclear envelope integral membrane protein-like
Exons: 3
Coding region: 106-1458 (450 amino acids)
Cellular component (GO): nuclear envelope
Source: RefSeq, a predicted model, not a curated record
GGCGCCACUAUCGCAGAGGAGAUAUGCAAUAAAAGUGUCAGCGCGACCCAAACAAUUUUGAUGGUUCCAGAAAAAUACCUGAGUUUUUCACCCCCGAAAUAAACAAUGUGGGCUCUUUUAGUGAUAAAAUUACUAGCCUUUUUUCUCCUUUGUGACGGAAAAAAUGCGCACAAUGUGAACUACCUGGAACCCGGAAGCGCGCUUGAGGUUUCUUCGGCACCCAAUAGUCUGGGAUUUACGUCUCCCCGGAUGAAUAUAUUCUGCUACAGAGGACGACCCAAGUAUGCUCCUCAUCUUUUCCACACAGUGAAUUUCCUUCUAGAUAUUACGACAGAGGAUUUCGUUCAGUAUGUUGGAUCGACGCCGGAAGAAGUUCAGAGUCAUCGAGAGAGUCAAAAGUCUAUCUUCUCCUUCAACUUUGGCUUCUCUAGGAAGCGCAAUCUCGAGCUUCAUCCCUUCAAUCAAACGUGUGUGGGCGUGGAGUCGUCGGAAUCGUACAAAGUCCAUCUGCAUCUCAUUCGAUUUGAUCUCUACAAAGUCUCUUUGCUGUGCUUGGGAGCGUUCCUGCUGUUCUCAGCCUCUCGACUGAGUGAGAAUUCUCUAUUUUACUACCUCUGUGGCGUCUCACUGGGCAUCUGCGCGUCCUUUCUGCUUCUGGUGUACUUUGUCAGCAAACUCCUGCCCAGGAAGCCGCUAAUGUACGGAAUGAUGAUCGGCGGAUGGGGUCUGGGCCUCUAUUUCGGACAACUUCUCUGGGAUAACAUUCAGAUGAUACUCGUUUCUUACCAAACAUACGCCUUGUGGUACGUGAUGAUUAUGGGCUUCCUGAGCUUCGUCAUCUGCUAUCGCUACGGUCCGCCGAAGGAUCAGAGGAGCAAGGACCUCAUCAAGUGGGGCCUCCAGAUGCUCGCCAUAUGCAUCGUGUACCAAUGCAGUCACUACACGGAGCUGGUGCUGGCCAUCAACAUGCUCCUUGUUCUCAUCUACUAUUUCCCCAAGAGUUGGAUGGAUCGGAGUCGCUCAUACUACCAGCGCAAGUUCCCGAAGAAGCGCCGUCUGCUCACGACUGAGGAGUACAAUGAGGAGGGCGUCCGUGAGACCACGCGGGCCCUUGAGGAGCUUCGUCGAUACUGCAGCAGUCCCGAGUGCAAGCAGUGGAACACGAUGCUACGCCUGAGGGAUCCAUCGCGUUUCGCGUCCUUCAUGGAGGGCUCCUCGCAUAUCCUGGACAGUGAAACACUCGAAUACGACACAACUCAGGCAGACAUUUCAGAGGACGAGAAUUCUGAUAAUGAUAACAAUGAGAUCAGCGAAGAUGACUCAGAGGGUGAGGAGAUUCCCAAUGUGCCGAAUGGAACGAACCGAUGGAACAGGUCUCGAGGAAUUAAUUCCAGUGCAGUAAGUAAUAAUGGAAGCUUCCGAACGAGAGGAGCCAAUAGGCAUUUUCAUGAUAAUUGAUCAUGUGAAAAUGCACGGAAAUGAGAGAUUAAAGAGUGUUAAACUUUACAUGAAUAAUAAUGUUUGUAAUAAAUUGAACAGUGAAAUAAAUUAUUAAA